Molecule: messenger RNA, 1299 nt
Organism: Schistosoma turkestanicum
Lineage: Eukaryota; Metazoa; Platyhelminthes; Trematoda; Strigeidida; Schistosomatidae
Source: the annotation of a GenBank genome assembly
AUGAGAUUUUUACCACCUGGUUCAGUGAACAUUGCAUCGGAACUACAUUUGACAAAAACUAGACGUAUGCCAAGUAUAACACGUCCAGAUCAAGUACUGAUUAAAGUUAAAGCUGCAUCAUUAAAUCCUGUCGAUUCGUUGCUUGUAUACGGUUAUGGUUCUACUAGUUUUAAUCUAUUACGUCGUUUUGCAUCAAACUAUGGUUGUUUUGGCCUACCCGAUAAUGCGACAACAGAGAACGCCAACUUUCCUUUUACUCCUGGUCGUGAUUUUGCCGGUGAAAUAGUCGACAUCGGUUCAGAAGUUGCUUCAUCUCGGUCAAUCGGGAAGAGUAAUAAUAAAUUAAGCAUUGGUACUCAUGUAGCCGGUGCUACAUGGCCUUUUCUUAGUACUACAGGAUCUGGUUCAUUAGCUGAAUAUAUUGUUUGUCCAGCUAAUUAUGUUACUCCAUUACCGAGUAAUGUUUCUUUCACAUCGGCAGCUGCAUUAGCCUAUGCUGGAUUAACUGCAUGGUCAGCUUUAGUUGAUUGUGGUGGAAUCAACCCAUCAUCGUCGUCGUCAUCAUCGUCAGACUAUUCAAUUCUUAUCACUGGUGCCACUGGUGGUGUAGGAUUCAUUGCAGCACAAUUAGCUAAACUUUGGGGUUGGAAAGUUCAUGUCACUUGUCCAAAUGAUAAAAAAGCAUUAGAUUUAAUGAAUAUUUUACAAAUUGAUGAAAUAUUUCCACAUCCAACAAAAAUUCCAACUACAUUAAAAUAUGAUUUAAUACUAGAUUGUGUUCGACCGGAUUAUUUAAAAACAUCAACAACAUCAUCGUCAUCCUCAUCCUCCUCAUCCUCUACAGAUGGGAAACAAUGUUCAUUAUUAAUUGAUCAUUUAACACCACAACUUCCAUCUAUGCUAACUUAUUUAAAUAAUUCAUCAACACAUGGUUCACAUUAUAUGAUGUUAAAUCCACCAUUAUUAUAUUUGACUGAUUAUUGGGGACCAUUCAUUGGUAGUGGUUUAGCUUAUUCACAAUUAUUCUAUAGCAAUUUAACAACUACUUUCUCGUCAACUACUACUAGUAGUAGUAGUAGUAAUAGUAGUAUCAUUUCAUCAAAUCGACGGAAUAAAAUAUGUUGGGUAUUUUUUAAACCAAAUAAUAAAGCAUUAAAUUAUCUUUUACAAUUAUUAUCAAAUCAACAAUUAAUCAUUCCAAUUGAUACAAUUUAUCAAUUUGAUCAAGUUACUGAUGCAUUUAAUAGAAUGUAUGCUAGAGGUGUACGUGGUAAACUUGUCAUUGAAAUGAACAAUUAA